AUGCUACGGUACCAGUCCAUUGGGUCAAGGGACGUUGGGGAGCACACAAACGUUAUCUACUCUGUGAACUUUUGUCAUGCGCUCACUUCGCUCAUUGUUCACCCAUGCUUCGAGGAGAAUGCCGACAAGCUGGUACAGGCCUUGCAAUAUGCAAUCGUAUGUCGCCUGGAUGAUCGACACCUGUGGCCUUGCGACCACUACGACAAAACAGAUUGCCCAGUUUUACGUAGGAUGUUACUGAGACUCGAGUAUUGCGGCGAUUUGGGAUCUCGAAUUCCUAUUUAUAUGAUAUAUGCCUCUACCAGAGCGCAUGUGCUGAACGAGCACGCCUUUCAGUCAUCUUCCAACGGUCCCCUCGAUCGCUCCGACGACAAAAGUACCGGGCAUGCCACCCACGGCCAUGACGCUUCUGAACGUAUCACUACUUCUCAGCGAGACGUAGAUAGUGCUGCUGGAGAGACCUCUCUUACGUUGGAGGAGGGUCGUCUGUUGACAGAGGAGAAUCGCGAACUGAGGGAGAGAUUGAGGGCUGCAAAUGAGCGCAUUCGUUCUAUGGAGGCCAACUUCAACGAGUUCAUCGAGGCAUGGGCGAGAACACUCAAUGGAGGAUCAGCAUAA
This is a messenger RNA of Fusarium redolens, 618 nucleotides long. RefSeq lists its product as uncharacterized. Bases 1 to 618 code for a protein of 205 amino acids. Lineage: Eukaryota; Fungi; Ascomycota; Sordariomycetes; Hypocreales; Nectriaceae. The transcript has a single exon. The record is from RefSeq and is a predicted model, not a curated record.